AUGAAGUUCUACCUUGUUGCCCUAUUGGUGUUUGCCAUGGUGUUUAGGGGGAUUUCGGCGAAUAUCCCCGGUCUUGAGAAGAUCUCAAAAGCAUUUACGUCAAGCAAGACCAAGGAGCUUCAGGGAUUACUCAAGGCCGACGAUUCGCUUGGAAAUGCCUUCAAAACACUCAAGCUCAGCAAAAUGCCGAUUGGUAAGGAUGGCUUUAUCGAGACGGAAAUGGUGGUUAAGUUUUUAUCCAGCCGCAACUUUAAGGUUUGGUCUCAACAUGCCGCCAAGCUGAACAAGGAGGACUCGUACGGCGCCAUGAUUACAGCACUCACGAAUGUCUUCGGCGAUAAAAAUGUGGCGAUAAUGGUCCUACUGGGGAAGCAUUCGAGGAGCUCAAGCGGUGUCUCCAAGAAGUUGGAGACAGCGCUGUUCAACAAGUGGUACACCGUCGACAAAUACAGAACAGCCGAUGAUAUGUUUGCGAAGGUGUUGAAGGCGAAUCGAGACACGAUUCAUGGGUACGCUCGGGAGAAGUUCAUUUGGGGAGAUUAUUCGAAGUACAUCACGAAUAGAGUCAUGAACUAUUAG
Molecule: messenger RNA, 579 nt
Organism: Phytophthora nicotianae INRA-310
Lineage: Eukaryota; Oomycota; Peronosporomycetes; Peronosporales; Peronosporaceae
Exons: 2
Coding region: 1-579 (192 amino acids)
Source: RefSeq, a predicted model, not a curated record